This is a messenger RNA of Daucus carota subsp. sativus, 3446 nucleotides long. RefSeq names its product calmodulin-binding transcription activator 2. Gene Ontology annotation, molecular function: transcription coregulator activity; double-stranded DNA binding; protein binding. The coding region runs from base 215 to 3097 and encodes 960 amino acids. The record is from RefSeq and is a predicted model, not a curated record. The transcript is spliced from 13 exons. Lineage: Eukaryota; Viridiplantae; Streptophyta; Magnoliopsida; Apiales; Apiaceae. Gene Ontology annotation, cellular component: nucleus. Gene Ontology annotation, biological process: regulation of transcription by RNA polymerase II.
GCUGAGUGUAAACACAGUUUUUGACUUGAAUAUAUCCUCUUUUUCUGCACUGAAUUAUUUUACAAUCUAUACAUACAUCUUCUUCCCUGUAUCUAUAUAUUCGCACACUUGUUACCCAAUACUCUCCCCUGUUUUCAUUUCUGCGCCCCAGGUUUUAUCAGUUCUAGGUUUUGAUCGGAAUUGAAUGCUCGUGUGAUGAGAUUGUGGUGGUGCUAUGGCUGAUGAUAAGCGUUGUUUAGCUCCCAAUCUUGCGCUAGACUUGCAGCAGAUUCUGGAAGAAGCAAAGCACAGGUGGCUGCGCCCUACUGAAAUAUGUGAAAUUCUGCAGAAUUAUAAGAAAUUUCACAUAACACAAAAUCCACCUGUGAAACCAGCAGCUGGCUCUUUGUUUCUAUUUGAUCGGAAAGUUCUCAGAUACUUCCGUAGAGAUGGUCAUCGCUGGAGGAAGAAAAAAGACGGGAAGACAGUUAAAGAAGCUCAUGAAAAACUUAAGACAGGCAGCGUGGAUGUUCUUCAUUGCUAUUAUGCCCAUGGAGAGGAUAAUGACAACUUUCAGCGAAGAAGCUAUUGGUUGCUUGAUAAGCAGUUGCAGAACAUUGUCCUUGUCCAUUACAGAGAAGUAAAAGAGGGGCAUAAAUUGGGUAUGCACCAAUCAAAAACUGUACAUUCAGAACCACUUCAAAGCCCUCAGACUAAUUCAACUUGUAUUGAACAAGCUUACUCUCCAGAAACCAUGUCUGGAAAAUCCCAUGCAUCUUAUUCUUAUCCAAGUGCAGUUGAUUGGGGCCAGUCAAUUUCUUCAGAACUCGAGGGAAGUGUUGGUCUAGCAGAUCCUGAAAUUUCUUCUCUGGUACAGUUAUUCCAGCUCCCACCUUCUGAUCCUUCUUCUCAUUCAGAUAUUGGUGCUGGUUUGCUUGGAUCUAGUUUUGGUGGUGGCUUGGGCUCAUCUCUAUGGCCCGAGGGACAUGAAAGCAAAAGCAUACUUUGUCCACCUGAGCAAAAACUUGAUUAUGACCAUGUUAAUACAGCUGAUAUCUUAUCUCACAAACUAAUAGACACCAGGUUGGAUGGUAAUUAUAUAGCUCCAAAUUUUGCAAGCAUGGGAGAUGAUUUACUUCCUAAUUACCGAAAUGGUCAGUUGGAGAAUUCUUCAGGCUCAAGGGCAGAAGUCAAUUAUAGUGCUGAAGUUGAAAGAUGUGGUCAAUUAGGUGAACCUAGCAAUGAAGGCAGUGAGCUUAAAAAAGUUGAUAGUUUUGGGAGAUGGAUGGAUAAUGAAAUUGGCAAAGAUUGUGACGAUUGCAUCAUGACCUCUGGAUCUGACGGAUACUGGAAUACACUUAAUAUCAAGCGUGGUGAUAAGGAAGUGCCCAAUCUCGCUCUUCCGACACAAUGGAAUACAGAUUAUCUAGAUCCUUCUCUUUCUCAGCAACAGCUAUUUAGCAUCCUUGAUUUUGCUCCAGAUUGGGCUGAUUCAAAAACGAAUACAACGGUUUUGGUUGUAGGUUCUUUCAUGGGGGAAGCCAAACAUUUUAGUGAUUUGAAGUGGUGCUGUAUGUUUGGUGAAAUUGAAGUGGAUGCAGAAGCUUUGAGUGAGAACGUGUUACGAUGCCAAACUCCUUCACAUACUCCUGGUGUUGUUCCCUUCAAAAUUACUUGCAGUAAUAGGUUGGCUUGUAGUGAGGUGCGGGAGUUUGAAUUUCGCAGAAGUACAUCUACGAAUUCAUGUUUAAUGGCUGACAAAAAAGCAUCACAAGAUGAACUCAGGGUUCUCACUCGACUGAUAAAGUUGUUAUCUUCAGGUGUAAAUGACAAAAAUUCUUACUGCACUGUAGAAGAAUGUGAUGGAUGCAAGGUGAUGAAUGUUAUACACGCCAUUAACACUGAUGACAUGAAUAAUCUGGGAAGCUUUGAUAAGACCCUUACAGCCUCUCAAGGAAAUUCUAAUGAUGUUUUAUUUAGAGUUUUGCUCAAGGACAAACUAUAUGACUGGCUGGCAUGCCAAACACAUAACCUGGGUAAAGGACUGAAUAUUUUGGAUGAUGAAGGACAAGGGGUUAUUCAUUUGGCUGCUGCUCUUGGUUUUGAGUGGGCCAUUGGCCCCAUAAUUGCUGCUGGAAUCAGUCCCAAUUUCAGAGAUGCUAAAGGCAAGACAGCGCUCCACUGGGCUUCGUAUUAUGGAAGAGAGGAUACUGUCAUUGUUCUUGUUAAGUUGGGUGCCUCUGCUGGUUCAGUUGACGAUCCAACUCCUGAAUUUCCUGGAGGGCAGAAAGCUGCUGAUUUGGCAUCAAGCAGAGGCCAUAAAGGGAUUGCUGGCUUUUUGGCGGAAACAGAUUUAGUUAGUCAUCUUUCUUUGUUAACUUUCAACGGAAGUAUGCCAAAUAAUGCUACUGCAGGAGUCAAGUUAGACAAUACAGUGGAAAAUGCAGUAAUGUAUGGUUUUCCACCAGAUGAAGUACCAAAAGAGGAAAUUUCAUUGAGAAAAUCUCUUUCUGCUGUAAGGAAUUCCGCACAUGCAGCUUCCCUCAUUCAGGAUGCAUUUAGGGUUCGUUCAUUCCGUCAUAAAGAAAUGCCUAAAAGCAACAGUGAUCUAUCUGAUAAUCCACUUGAUCUUGUUGCUCUUGGUUGUUUGAGCAAGGUUCGGAAUAUGCAUGACUUUGAUGACUACUUGCACUCUGUAGCUGCAAUAAAGAUCCAGCAGAAAUACCGCGGCUGGAAAGGCAGAAAAGAGUUCUUGAAGAUACGGAAACGUAUUGUUAACAUUCAGGCUCAUGUGAGGGGACAUCAAGUGCGUAAGCAUUAUAAAAAGGUUGUAUGGUCUGCCAGUAUUCUUGAGAAGAUAAUUCUACGUUGGAGGCGAAAAAGGUGUGGCCUGCGUGGAUAUCGGUUGACAAAAGCAGCUGAAGCUCCAGAACCUGACCUUGAGAAGGACAAUGAGUAUGAUUUUAUGCGAAUUGGUCGAAAACAGAAGGCCGAAGGUGUUGAGCUGGCUCUUGCAAGAGUCCAGUCAAUGGCUCGUAACCCUGAAGCUCGAGACCAGUACCUGAGGCUGGUUAGGAAACUUGAAAAGGACAAGGAGGAGAGUGCUCAGUACAGGUAAAUAGAUACAGGAGUAAAGUAGGUACACCUUGUACUUGAGCUAACAAUGAUUAGUGACAACAACUUCAGAGUUUCAAUAUUCUUAGGUCUGGCAGCCAGCAGUGGCACUUACAGCGAAAAUGCUUUAUUAUUCUUUUGUGAAUAUUCUUAUAUUUUCUGCACUUAGGAAGACUGUGAAUAUAAAGACUGUGAAUAUAACUAACUUGUUGCCUGUGUUUUCAGUAAUCUUUUAUGAAUGUAGGGAUGGAUUACAUGCCUAUCGUUUUUAAUUGUAAACUGUAAUACUCUUUAGUAGAGAUCAAAGCAUUAAUAUAGAAAGAAAUGGAACUUCUAGCAGUGGCCUUCACAAA